This is a messenger RNA of Medicago truncatula (barrel medic), 2707 nucleotides long. Its product is annotated as potassium transporter 4. Gene Ontology annotation, molecular function: potassium ion transmembrane transporter activity. Gene Ontology annotation, biological process: potassium ion transmembrane transport. NCBI's taxonomy places the organism in Eukaryota, Viridiplantae, Streptophyta, Magnoliopsida, Fabales, Fabaceae. The record is from RefSeq and is a predicted model, not a curated record. The transcript is spliced from 9 exons. Gene Ontology annotation, cellular component: membrane. Bases 106 to 2463 code for a protein of 785 amino acids.
GUACUUGUAAUAGAGACAAGACAAGAACGGUAACAGUUACAAUAUAAUAUAUAGUGAUAUAUACUGUUUCAUUUCUUGUUUUCUCUCAAAAAACCAAACUCACUUAUGGAACCAGAAUCCAUAGCUUCAUCUUCUCGAAAUCCUUCUCAGUUGUCAUGGAUUAACUUGUCUAGGAAUUUGUUGUUAGCAUAUCAAAGCUUUGGUGUUGUAUAUGGAGAUCUAAGCACAUCGCCUCUCUAUGUAUAUAAAAGUACAUUUGAAGGAAAGUUGCAGAAUCACCAUGAUGAAGAAACUAUCUUUGGUGUUUUUUCGUUGAUUUUCUGGACUCUUACAUUAAUACCGUUGCUUAAAUAUGUAUUCAUCCUAUUGAGCGCCGAUGAUAACGGUGAAGGUGGAACAUUUGCUCUUUAUUCACUGCUCUGCAGGCAUGCCAAAUUUAACUUGCUUCCCAAUCAACAAGCUGCCGAUGAGGAGCUGUCGUCAUACAAAUACGGUCCUUCAUCGCAAACUGGAGCCUCGUCUCCGCUGAAGACGUUUUUGGAGAAGCACAAACGGUCAAGAACAGUUCUUCUUGUUGUCGUACUGUUUGGUGCUUGCAUGGUCAUAGGUGAUGGCGUACUUUCUCCAGCUAUUUCAGUUCUGGCAUCGGUAUCAGGAUUAAAAGUUACGGAAACAAAAUUCAACGAUGGCGAACUUGUCCUGCUAGCAUGUCUCAUACUGGUUGGCCUUUUUGCUCUCCAACAUUGCGGAACACACAGAGUUGCAUUUAUGUUUGCACCAAUUGUAAUCAUCUGGCUUCUAUCGAUUUUUAUUCUUGGGAUCUAUAAUACGAUAUACUGGAAUCCAAAAAUAGUCUUUGCUAUCUCCCCACAUUAUAUCAUCAAGUUCUUCAUCAAGACUAGUACUCAGGGUUGGAUUUCUCUCGGAGGGAUACUUCUCUGUAUUACUGGAGCCGAAGCUAUGUUUGCAGAUCUUGGUCAUUUUACUGCUUCGUCAAUAAGGCUUGCCUUUGCUUUUGUUAUAUACCCGUGUUUGGUAAUGCAAUACAUGGGCCAAGCAGCUUUUUUGUCUAAAAACCUCGAGUCCGUUCAUAAUAGUUUUUAUGACUCAAUACCUGGACCUGUAUUUUGGCCUGUCUUUGUUAUUGCUACCAUGGCCGCUAUUGUUGGUAGUCAAGCUACUAUCACUGCUACUUUCUCUAUCAUCAAGCAGUGUCAUGCACUUGGUUGUUUUCCCCGCGUCAAAGUCGUACACACCUCGAAACACAUAUUUGGACAGAUCUACAUCCCAGAAAUUAACUGGAUACUUAUGGUCCUGACUCUUGCUGUAACCGUUGGAUUUCAGGACAUAACCUUAAUUGGAAAUGCUUAUGGACUUGCUUGUAUGACGGUUAUGUUCAUAACCUCAUUUCUGAUGGCGCUCGUCAUAGUCUUCAUCUGGCAGAAAAGCAUCCUGAUUGCUACAAUAUUCCUUUUGUUCUUUUGGAUUGUUGAAGGCGUGUAUCUAUCAGCGGCGUUCCUAAAAGUGCACCAAGGAGGAUGGGUUCCUCUUGUCUUGUCCUUCUUCUUCUUGAUUGUUAUGUAUGUGUGGCAUUACGGUAUUCGUAGGAAGUACAAAUAUGAUCUACACAACAAAGUUUCAUUAAAAUGGUUACUAGGUUUGGGCCCUAGUCUCGGAAUUGUCCGUGUCCCAGGGAUUGGACUCAUCUACUCGGAACUUGCAACCGGAAUACCGUCGAUAUUCACUCACUUUGUAACUAACCUUCCUGCAUUUCACAAGGUAUUGGUCUUUGUUUGCGUCAAAUCGGUCCCUGUACCAUAUGUCUCACCGGAAGAACGUUUUCUGAUUGGCCGAGCUUGUCCACGACCAUAUCGAAUGUAUAGGUGCGUUGUUAGAUAUGGGUACAAGGAUAUUAAAAGGGAUGAUGGAGAGUUUGAGAAUCAUCUCAUACAAAGUAUAAUGGAGUUUAUCCAGAUGGAGGCAGUGGAACCGCAAAUCUCGAGUUCCGAAGCUUCUUCUUCAUUUGAUGGGAGGAUGGCUGUUAUAGGUACCAGAAGCUUCGAAUCAACUCCAAGCUUGAUUUCGGCCGAGCAAGAAGAUGUUGAUAUCGACGAAAGCAUCCCUAGUAGCAGAUCUAUAACCCUGCGGCGCUUGCAAUCAACUUUUGACGAUGAAAACCCGCAAGUCAGAAGGCGUCGAGUAAGGUUUCAACUGCCUAACAAUCCUGGAUUGGAUCAUGCUGUUAAAGAAGAGCUUUUAGAUUUAAUCCAAGCCAAGGAGGCUGGAGUUGCGUAUAUUAUGGGACACUCGUAUGUGAAGGCAAGGAAAUCUUCAUCGUUCUUGAAAAAGCUUGUGAUCGAUAUGGGAUACUCGUUUCUGCGAAAGAAUUGCAGGGGUCCAGCUGUGGCUCUCAACAUUCCUCACAUCAGUCUUAUCGAAGUUGGAAUGAUAUAUUAUGUCUAGGUUGUGAAAUUUUACCAUUUAGGUUAGAUAUUCCUAGUAGUUACAAAUCGACAUUAGAAACAAGUUUUCAAGAUGGAGCCGGAUUCUUGAUUUUAUCAUUGCUUCUGCUGCUAUACUUCCAUUUUGUAAAUUUUACAUCCUUUUUCACUAUACUUGAAUGAUAGUCAUUGAACUUCGAUUUUUCUCGAUUUUAAAGCUUUGAGAAAUGAUAUAUGAUACAACAUUAUGGUGUUGUUUGCUCCGG